Molecule: messenger RNA, 2180 nt
Organism: Mercurialis annua (annual mercury)
Lineage: Eukaryota; Viridiplantae; Streptophyta; Magnoliopsida; Malpighiales; Euphorbiaceae
Exons: 5
Coding region: 141-1769 (542 amino acids)
Biological process (GO): transmembrane transport
Cellular component (GO): membrane
Molecular function (GO): transmembrane transporter activity
Source: RefSeq, a predicted model, not a curated record
CAUCACCAAACAUAAACAUACAAAAUCCAGCAACAACGGUUCACACAUCACCACCACCUCAACAGCAGCCGCCACCACAGCCACCGGAAGCUGACGUCAUCCCCACUACCAGCACCUGACCAACCACCACAACCUCCAUCAUGGGUGCUGCAGAGCCUGAAAAUGAAAGAGAAACCCAAAACAAAGAAGAAGAAAGAAAUGAGAGUGAAGAAGCAAAGAAAGAAGAGGAGAAAGAUUUGGAGAAAGGAGAAGUACAAAUGGGUUUCAAAGAAAAAGUUUUUGAAAAUAAUAAAAAUGUUGAAGAAGAAAAUAAUAAUUUUCAUAUGGCAAUGUUACAAAGAUUAAACCCAUCAAACCCAUUGAGAGUUGCAAUUAAUCAUUCUAAUAGAUUUCCUUCUCCUUCUCCUUCUCAGUCUUCUUUGCCUCGUUCUACUCCAACUCCACAAGCAUCAAUAGCAACACUGAAUUCAAGGAGAUAUACAAACAAAUUAACUCUCUUGUUGUUUGUUCUACACAUGAUUUUAGCAAUUGGAUUAGUAUGUUUUCUAAUAUUUAAGGGAGUUCAAGGACUUUUAGAAGCAUCAGAUUCUGUUAAGAGAAAAGAAAAGAGGAUUUUGAAGUAUUUUCUUCCUCAAGUUGAAGCAGCAUCUCUGUUAAGUAUAACUCUAGCUUGUGCAUGGCAAAAAGCUGUUAGAGUAUGGCCAACUUUUAUGAUUCAUUUCAUAUUAUGGAGUUCGUUUUUCAUGACAUUAUCUGCCGGAAUUCUCUUAAUUUGCUUCCAAAAGCCGGCUACUGAUGGUGUUGGAGUUUGUUUUAUUGCUUUUGCUAUUGGGACUGGGUUAUAUGCUUGUUGGGUUAAUCAAAGAAUUAAAUUCUCUGUCAAAAUCUUGAUUAAAUCUAUCGAGGCGGUUCCGAAAUUCGGUGAUUUGAAUGAUCCUACUUAUUGGAUGCUGGGUGUUGGGUUUAUGUGGAUGUCUCUGUGGAUUUUAGCUGUGAUUGGAGCGUUGAAUUUUUACUAUCCGCCUUUGACGAUUAUCGUAUUGGUGUUGAGCUUGGCGUGGGUUACGGAAGUUAUGAGGAAUGUGGUUAAUUUGACGGUUAGUAGGGUGAUUGCUCUGUAUUAUCUCAGAGGAAUGCAAGCUAGUACUAAAUUUUGCUUCCAAAGAGCAUUGACUCGAAAUCUCGGAAGUGCUUGUUUAGCUUCUUUGUUUGUUCCGGCUAUUGAAGCAUUGAGAAUUGUUGCUCGCGGUCUGAACUUGCUCGAGGGGGAAGACGAGUUCAUGUUUUCUUGCGCGCAUUGUUGUCUUGGAGUCAUGAAUUCCAUCUUUAGUUACGGUAAUGGCUGGGCCUUUGUACAGAUAGCUGCAUAUGGAAAAGGUUUUGUGCAGGCAUCUCAAGAUACUUGGGCACUUUUUCAAAGACAAGAAAUGGAAACCAUCGUUGAUUCAGAUAUUACGAGCUCGAUUUGUUUCCUCACAGGAGUUUGCAGUGGCUCCAUUUGUGUCAUUAUGGUGGCUGCUUGGACUGCUAAAGUUCAUCAACCCUUCACAGCCACCCUCUCCCUAUUGGCAUUAUUCAUUGGAUACCUCAUGACAAGGAUCGCUAUGGCAGUACCGCAUGCCUGCGUCAGCUGCUACUAUGUUUGCUAUGCAGAGAAUCCUGACAACAGAUUGUUUGAUAAAACCAUCAGAGACCGUCUGAACUUGAUAAAAUCCGGCCGAGAUGUGGUCGUUCCGACGCCUAGGGUGCCUCAUCGCUUUGCCUCAUAACCCAUCAUAAGCUAGGACAAAUAAUUUAAUUCUUGGAAUUGUACAGAAGCUUAAAAUGUGGUCACAAUUUGAAGAUACUAUCAACAAUGUACAACUUCUAAGGUCACCGUAAAUCCGGGGGUCCGAAAGGUCGGAUCCGAGCCGAUCAAGCUAAAGGAUGAUCUUGAAUUGGAGGUAAUUUUGUUAGGUAGAGUUCCAAUCACCAACUCUACCCUUUUGCUCUUGGCCUUUUGUAUCAUAAUGCAUAUACUUUUAGGAUAUUCUUUAGUUAAAUAAAGCUCAAGGCUCCACCAUUAAUUUAAUUUGAUUGUAGUGCAGUACUAGUAAUAUCCCUUUUAUGCAGUCUUUGUAGCUUGUAAGUAUCUGUAUGAUUUAGUGCAUUAAUUAUUGAUACUUUUUUUCCUUAUCUUA